Messenger RNA from Paraglomus occultum, 186 nucleotides. The record is from the annotation of a GenBank genome assembly. Lineage: Eukaryota; Fungi; Glomeromycota; Glomeromycetes; Paraglomerales; Paraglomeraceae.
AUGAACGUUACCGGUGGAAAUUUAUACCCAAAUGCUUCCAGUGUAACAGACACUGCAAUGCAAGAAUCAUCAAAAACUUCCCACAGUGUUGUUGCCAUAAGACAACAGGCUGGCACUUCCGAAGCCGCUAAACCCAUUGGCUCGUUAGUCCGUCGUCAGACGCCAAGAUUACAGAGACCCGAAUAG